CAGUGGAUCUUGAAAAUUCCACCACUGUAAAUACACGUCAUUUUUUCGUGACAAGGAAGUAAGGAGUGUCUGUGUGCCUGCGCCUGAACCAUACAAGAGAGGUCUGUAUCUAAAAGUUUUGUUCGCCUAAUAUAUAUUUUUCAUUAAAUAAUAUAUAGCUGUAUAUUCACCAAACGAAGAUGGAAAGGUAGUUAGCUAGUGAACGUCUAUUUGUUACUGUUGACAUCCCAACAAAGCAAGAUCAAUGAGUUAAUAUUCUAAUUUUGUCCGAAUAUUCUGAAAACUUUAUUUUUUAGGAAGAUGAGCAUACAAAUGGGCACGGUCUAAUUUACUCAACAACCAAGAACGCAUAUCUAACCGUUGCUUUCUUAAUGGACCAGAAAAUGAAUAGUUAUUUCUGGUUGUUUAUCAAAGUACAUUGGUUAACUGAUUAAUCCUGUUUUGUAGUAUACCCCUCUGGACUACACAAUGUACUAAUCCGGGCUGUUUUUCCUGGGAGGAGUUAGCGAACUAAAUAGACGUCUAGUGCUAACGUUAGUCACACGAGUCAUAUGAUUGAAUGAACUGAGAAUACUUUGCUGACUGAAUUUGUUUGUUGAGACGGCAUCUGUAAGAAUCUUUCUCUAACCUCUUUCAGGGCCAGAUUGCAGCUAUGGAUAUUCACGCUGCUUUCAUCAUUGUUCUAUUCGCCGCGAUUGCUCUCACCUGCGCGGAACCUGUGAAAUUUGUCGAUUGUGGUAGGUUUUGAUUGAGGUGUUGUCAUUUUGAUGAAAAAUACUUAAUUUAUUGACGGGUUUGGUCAUAUCUUGUCAGGUGAGGAUGUAUGACCUAUUAGUUGCAAUGCUCUAUUCAUUUACCACAAGGGUGGGGUACCAAAAUUACAGAUGUUACAAGGUGUGAAUCUUUGGCUUGGUUUCCUUACUAGAAUUAGUGACAAUGGAACCUGUCUUCUGUUCUCUCCAGGCUCUGAUGUUGGUAAAGUGGUGAUUGUUGAUAUCCACCCUUGUCCUAAACAACCAUGUGAGCUCCGUAAAGGACAGGCCUAUGCUGUCAAUGUGACAUUCAACAGUGGUAAGUAUAUCAUCAACAGAUUUUUGUUAAUUCAAAGUAAAUGAGGCGUUUUUGUUAAUCCCUCCUGUGCCUCUUGUUUUAGCGGUUGAGAGCCAGACGAGUAAAGCAAUUGUCCACGGUUUAAUCGCUGGGGUUCCCAUCCCAUUCCCCAUCCCCAUUGAAGACGGUUGCAAGUCUGGGAUUGAGUGCCCCAUUCAGAAGGCACAGAGCUAUCACUAUGUGACUCAGCUUCCAGUGAAGUCUGAGUACCCCUGUGUAAGUAUGCCUGAAAUAAUUGAGCACACCAUUUUAAUGCUCUUGAGAAUGCUGAAAACAAGAUGUUCCACUUUUCAUUUCCUCAAUGUGACCUUAAAGUAUAAAAGGGUAGCCUCACAAUGUCUUGACCACAACAGAUAAAAAGGGAAACAUUUGUGUGCAUUGUUGGUACAAUGUCCCCUAUACAGGACAAAAUCUCAAUGUGUCUUCAUUUCUAGAUCAAGCUGGUUGUUGAAUGGGAGCUGAGAGAUGACACUGGCAAAGACUUGUUCUGCAUAAAGUUCCCAGUCCAGAUCGUAAACUGAGAUUUGUCUGCAGUACCACCUGAAGGGAAUUUUAAAAAAGGGAUUCUAAUGUGACCUGCUUAAACUGAGAUUAGCCUACAUACACAUUUGAUGCAUUAUUCUAUAAUUUAAGAAUUCUGAUUUUAAGUAUUGAUUCUGUAGGUUUUAAAUGUAUACCGUAGCUUUUUCAGUUGUUUUAAAACGUAACUUCCCAUGCAGGCAUUUUGGGAUGUUGUGGCCGACUGUUUACUCAUAACUGCAUAAGUGGGUUGUUCCACCAAAUUUGUACCUAAUAACUGUGGGUGCUUAUAUUUUUCCUAUUCCAGACACGUGUGUAUUAUACCUAUGUGUGAAUUGAAAAUGUGUUUUUUGCAUAUCUGAACUCCCCCUGAGACCCUUGGAGAGUGGGGUCACGACCAGGGUCAGCCAUUAUCAACGGUGAUCCUGGAGCUAUUAAGAUUUAAGUGCCUUGCUUAAGGGCACAUCGGCAGCUUUUUCACCUUGUCGGC
This is a messenger RNA of Coregonus sp. 'balchen', 2119 nucleotides long. The record is from the annotation of a GenBank genome assembly. NCBI's taxonomy places the organism in Eukaryota, Metazoa, Chordata, Actinopteri, Salmoniformes, Salmonidae.